AUGGCUCCGCCACAGGGUUCUCACAAGAAACCCGCCAAAGCCCAUCAUGAUUCCACUCGAGUCUUGAAACGCAAGCGCGGCCAGGAAGAUCUCUCGUCGCUCAUCCAGCGCGUUGAGGACCUGGAUCUUAAGUCUGCGGUCAAAAACUUCUCCGAUCUCCCUCUCUCCUCACCAACUGCCGAUGGCCUAUCAGCUUCUCAUUUUAAGGUCAUGACUGAUAUCCAGUCACGAGCCAUCAAUCAUGCUCUCAAAGGUCGUGAUAUCCUCGGCGCCGCAAAGACCGGCAGCGGCAAGACUCUGGCCUUCCUAGUACCCAUCCUCGAAAACCUCUACCGCAAGCAAUGGACCGAACACGACGGCUUAGGAGCGCUGGUCCUUGCGCCUACCCGCGAACUCGCGAUUCAGAUUUUCGACGUGCUGCGCAAGGUCGGUCGGUACCAUGCCUUCUCCGCUGGGCUGGUGAUCGGUGGAAAGAGUUUGCGGGAGGAACAAGAACGUCUAGGCCGCAUGAACAUCUUAGUUUGUACUCCGGGUCGUAUUUUGCAACACUUGGAUCAGACCGCUAUGUUCGAGACCAACAACCUUCAGCUACUUGUUAUGGACGAGGCCGACCGUAUUCUCGACAUGGGCUUCCAGAAGUCUGUUGACGCCAUCAUUGACCACUUACCGGUCAAGCGACAGACUAUGCUGUUCAGUGCUACCCAAACCAAGAAGGUGGGCGAUCUCGCUCGUCUAAGUCUGCAAGAACCAGAAUAUGUUGCCGUUCAUGAAACCGCUGCUUCUGCUACACCAUCCACUCUCCAGCAACACUACGUUAUCACACCUCUGCCCCAAAAGCUGGAUACACUCUGGAGUUUCAUUCGCAGUAACCUCAAGUCUAAAACCGUCGUUUUUCUGUCGUCCGGAAAGCAGGUGCGGUUUGUUUAUGAAUCUCUCCGACAUUUGCAACCCGGUAUUCCGUUGAUGCAUCUUCAUGGCCGACAGAAGCAAGGCGGUCGCUUGGAUAUUACGACCAAAUUCUCUCAAUCUCAGCAUGCCGUAUUGUUUGCAACUGAUGUCGCAGCACGUGGUCUGGAUUUCCCCGCGGUGGACUGGGUUAUUCAGAUGGAUUGCCCCGAGGAUGCUGACACUUACAUUCACCGAGUGGGCCGAACUGCUCGAUAUGAGCGUGUUGGCCGUGCCGUGCUCUUCUUAGACCCCAGUGAAGAGAAGGGUAUGCUUCAGAGACUCGAGCAAAAGAAGGUACCUAUUGAACGCAUUAAUAUCAAGGCCAACAAGCAACAGAGCAUUACUCAUUUGCUCCAAAACAUGUGUUUCAAGGAUCCAGAACUCAAGUAUCUGGGCCAGAAGGCAUUCAUUUCAUAUGUGAAAUCAGUUUACGUGCAAAAGGACAAGGAUGUCUUUAAGAUUAAGGAGCUUCCCCUAGACAACUAUGCAAGCAGUCUGGGACUUCCUGGUGCGCCACGUAUCAAAUUCAUCAAGGGAGAUGAUACGAAGGAGCGUAAGAAUGCUUCAUGGAGGAUGGCACACUUGUCCAGUGACCCAGAAGACUCGGACGCAAACGAAUCCAAGAAGGAGAAGAAGGACGACAAGCAAGUGCGUACUCGGUACGACCGAAUGUUCGAGCGACGCAACCAGGAUGUUCUGGCAGAGCAUUACUCGAAGCUUAUCAACGAUGACGGUACGAUGGUUGCCGCUCCCUCUGGGAAUGGAGCUGGUGAAGAUGCGGACGAAGACGCCGACUUCCUGUCUGUCAAGCGCAGGUUUGCAGCUGGUGAUGCUGGCCUUGACCAAGUCGAUUCUGAUUCCGACGGCUCAAAAGCCGGCAAGAAGAUCAAGAAGGUUGCGCUUGACGGCCAAGACCCACUGGUCAUCGACUCGAAACGUCGUGAAAAGUUGCUCAAGUCAAAGAAGGCGCUUCUUAAAUUCAAGGGCAAGGGUACGAAGCUUGUUUAUGAUGAUGAAGGAAAUGCUCAUGAAAUCUACGAAAUGGAAGAUGAGGAUCAAUUCAACGCUCGUGGCGAUGCUAAGGCUCAACGGGAGCGCUUCUUGGCGGAUGAGACUGAGCGCACUCGUCGUGCGGAUAUCGAUGAUAAGGAAUUGGUUCGUGAGAAGAAACGCGAGAAGAAAGAGAAGCGUCGUGAGCGCGAACGUGCUCUGGCUGAAGAAGAGGCCGAUUCAGAGGAUGGAGGUUUCCAGCUGCCAUAUAUUCCUUUCAAGGAUCCCAUGGAGUCUGCCUCCGAGUCUGAACCUGAGCCUGUCGAGACCUCGCGUCCCAGUAAGAAGACCCGUGUGUAUGAGCGGGACGACGAUGAGGAACGGCCAAGCAAGAGCAAGAAGAGCCAAUUACCUUCCCAGACCAAUAUCUCAUCUUUGCAAGAUCUGGAGGCUUUGGCCAGUGGCUUGCUGGGCUAA
Molecule: messenger RNA, 2415 nt
Organism: Penicillium angulare
Lineage: Eukaryota; Fungi; Ascomycota; Eurotiomycetes; Eurotiales; Aspergillaceae
Gene: dbp4
Product: RNA-dependent ATPase HCA4
Exons: 1
Coding region: 1-2415 (804 amino acids)
Biological process (GO): rRNA processing
Cellular component (GO): nucleus
Molecular function (GO): ATP binding; nucleic acid binding; RNA helicase activity
Source: RefSeq, a predicted model, not a curated record